Messenger RNA from Ipomoea triloba (trilobed morning glory), 753 nucleotides. Its product is annotated as vascular-related unknown protein 4-like. Bases 36 to 527 code for a protein of 163 amino acids. Gene Ontology annotation, biological process: xylem development. Lineage: Eukaryota; Viridiplantae; Streptophyta; Magnoliopsida; Solanales; Convolvulaceae. The transcript is spliced from 3 exons. The record is from RefSeq and is a predicted model, not a curated record.
AACCCAACCUGCUUUUUCAAUUCCUUGUUUGUAGAAUGGAGAAUUCUGUGUUUUCUUCAAGCAGUGCUCCCUGUUCUAAACCAAACACACCUCAUUCUCCUGAGGAGAGCAGUUGGACUAUGUAUUUUCAAGAAUUCAAUGACAAUGAUGAACACACUUCUUUCUCUUCAUCUCCCUAUGAAAAAACUGAUCAUACUCUUGCUUCCUAUGCCUCUUCUUUAGCCCCUCAAGAACUUUCUAACUAUCAUGAUAAUCGUAAGAAACCAUGGCGGAACUUGAUUGGGGUUGCUGUUGAUGAUGAGCUUGAGGACACUGCUAGCUCUCCUGUCAAUAGUCCCAAGGUUUCUCACAUCAAUCAUCAAGGAAAAGGAAAUUUUAGUGUUUCAAAGGGAAAGGGAGGUGAUUCUGGGCAGAAUGAAAUGGAUGCCAGGGGAAGGGAUGAUGGUGAGCCUACAGAUGAAUCAGACUUGAAGAAGAAGGGUCUGUGCUUAGUACCUAUGUCUAUGAUCACAAAAUAUAUUGGUUAAACUUUUAUAUCUUUUUGUGUUUUUUUUGGGUGAAUAAUUUGGUCUUAAAGAUUACCACUUCACGAGAGAAUAAGUUUCUCAGUGAAGGAAAAGAAAAGACAUGUAUAGUUGCUUCUCCAAGAGAAGAUUUUAUUACUCCGUAGUAAAGAUAAAGAGAGUAGAGAUUCUGUGAGGGUAAAAUGCCCUCCACUACAAUAAUCCUAGAUUGUACCAAUCUUUCUGUGUC